AUGAGUGGCAUACUACCCGAUCCCACGGCCGACCUCGAUUGGAGUGGCUACGCCGGCGCCAUACACGAGAUAUUUCACAAGAACGCAUUGGCCUUCCCCGACAGGCCUUGCGUGACCGAGACCAAGACACCCACAUCACCGACAAGAGCAUAUACGUACCGCCAGAUCGACGAGGCAUCUAGCACCAUUGCGAAUUACCUCCAUGAUUCAGGCAUCACCAAUGGCGAUGUUGUCAUGAUAUUUGCCCACCGCUCGGUGGAGCUAGUCUGCGCCUUCAUGGGAACAUUGGCUGCCGGAGCUACAGUCACAGUGCUAGAUCCUCUCUACCCCCCGCAGAGGCAACAGAUCUAUCUGGAAGUCUCCCAGCCAAAGGCACUCAUAUCCAUUGGCAAAACGACAGACGAGAAUGGCCCCCUUGCACCUCUUGUACAGAAGUACAUCGACGAGGAGCUAUCUAUCAAAUCCCGGAUCCCGGACCUACGUCUCAAUGAUGAUGGCAUCCUGUCUGGCGGCAAACAGGAUGAUAACGACAGCGACAUUUUUGAUGCCAUAAGGGGCAAGGUAUCGUCACCUCCCGAUGUUCUCGUUGGUCCGGACUCCAACCCUACGUUAUCAUUCACCUCCGGAAGCGAGGGGCGGCCCAAGGGUGUUUUAGGACGUCACUACAGCUUGGCCAGGUACUUCCCCUGGAUGGCCCAGCGCUUCAACCUGUCAUCCGACAGUGUGUUUGCCUGUCUCUCCGGUAUUGCUCAUGAUCCUAUCCAGCGAGACAUCAUGACGCCUCUGUGGCUUGGCGCACAGCUGCUCAUUCCUGCCAAGGAAGACAUUCAGCACGAGAAACUGAGCGAAUGGAUGAAUGCAUGGUCACCAUCCACGGCCCAUCUCACCCCUGCGAUGGGUCAAAUUCUCGUCGGUGGCGCUACCACCAAGUUUCCCGCAUUGCGUCAGGUCUUCUUUGUCGGCGACGUUCUCACCACCCGCGACUGCAAGGUGCUGCGUAAACUAGGACCUUCAUGCAAUAUCAUCAACAUGUAUGGCACAACCGAGACCUCUCGCGCUGUAUCGUAUUUCGAGGUACAAUCUGCGGCCCAGGAUCCGACAGCUCUCGAUCAACUGGGGGACACCAUCCCUGCUGGCUGGGGGAUGAAGGAUGUGCAGGUCCUUGUCGUAUCGCAAGCGGACCACACUAAGAUGUGCGGCAUUGGCGAAGUUGGCGAGAUCUACAUCAGAGCCGCUGGGCUGGCUGAGGGAUACCUAGGCGACCCCGAGAAGAACAAGGAGAAGUUCAUCAAUAAUUGGUUCGUGGACAACAUCACGUGGGUUGAAGCCGACAAGGCCAACGACAAGGGUGAACCGUGGCGCCGCUACUACAAGGGGCCCCGCGACAGGUUGUAUCGCACCGGUGAUCUUGGGCAGUACCUACCGUCCGGCGCUGUUCGCGUGUCUGGCCGCAUCGACUCUCAGGUCAAGAUUCGCGGAUUCCGCAUCGAACUUAACGAGAUUGACGCCAACUUAAGCGGCAGCCCUCUAAUUCGAGACUGCAAGACCCUCGUUCGAAGGGACCGAAACGAGGAGCCGACGCUCGUCAGCUACAUUGUACCUGAGAUCAGCGAGUGGAAGCGUUGGCUGGAGGCUCAUGGUCAUGAGGAUGUCGAAGACGAGGGUGUGGAGAUGGGCCCCAGCGUCGUCUACCUCAAGAGAUUCCGCCGCAUGCAGGCUGAGGUGCGAGAUCAUCUCAAGACACGUCUGCCUGUGCACUCGGUGCCCUCGAUCUAUAUCGUCCUGCAGAAGCUCCCCCUGAAUCCGAACGGGAAGGUCGACUCCCCCAACCUGCCCUUCCCCGAUGCAGCACUUAUGAUGGAGGAUGCCUCGGAAGAGGAUCUGAAGAGCUGGGAAAAGUUGUCUGAGACUGAAAAGACCAUUGCUACUCAGUGGUCAACUCUAAUUCCAGGCCUCAACGCCAAGACCAUCAAGCCCGAUUCGAGUUUCUUCGACUGCGGAGGGCACAGUCUCCUGGCCCAGCAGCUCCUGCUCACGAUCCGCAAAAGCUUGGAUGCCGACAUCACCAUCGGUGUUCUAUACGCGAACCCCACUCUUGGAGCUUUGAGCACACAAGUAGACCGUUUGCGCAACGGCCAGGCCGUCACGGUCGACAAGUCGGCCGACACCGUAUACUCCGAUUCCUUCAAUGAAUUGAUCAACACUCUCGACGCCAAGUACGAGAGCGCGGAUCCGGAUGCUCUGAGCCCAUCGCAUGGGGCGACAUUCUUCCUCACAGGUGCCACGGGCUUCCUAGGGGCAUAUCUGGCGAAGGAUAUUCUGGACAGGAAGAACACCAAGCUCAUUGCGCAUAUUCGUGGAGCCAAGGAUCUCGCUUUCGCCAAGGACCGUCUCACGAGAUCUCUCAAAGGUUAUGGGUUGUGGCAAGAUUCCUGGGCCGAUAGAAUCUCCUGCGUUCUUGGUGACCUUUCCAAGCCCCGUCUUGGCCUCGACGAUGUCAGUUGGAAGCACGUUGCCGACACAGCGGAUGUCUUUGUCCAUAAUGCGGCCUAUGUUCACUGGAUCGCGCGCUACGAGCAGAUGAUGCGCAGCAACGUCCUCUCAACCAUUGAUGCCAUGAAGCUCUGCAAUGAAGGAAAGCGGAAGCUAUUCUCCUUCGUAUCGUCGACUUCAACACUCGACACCGAUUACUACGUUCAGCUGUCACAGGAGCAGACUGCCACGGGACGUGGGGCGGUACUCGAGGCCGACGAUCUGCAGGGCAGCCGCAUUGGUCUUGGCACUGGCUAUGGCCAGACCAAAUGGGUGUCUGAGCAGCUGGUGCGAGAAGCCGGCAGACGAGGCCUUCGCGGCGCCGUCGUCCGUCCUGGGUACAUCCUCGGCAGCCGCCAUGGCGGCGUAUCGAACACGGAUGACUUCCUCAUCAGGUUUUGCAAGGGAUGUGUUCAGCUGGGUUCGCGGCCCCGGAUUGUCAACUCGGUGAACGCUGUCCCCGUGGAUCACGUGGCGCACGUUGUCAUCGCGGCAGCCCUGAAUCCUCUUCCUGGUGUCAACGUCGUGCACGUCACGGCCCACCCUCGGCUGCGGAUGAAUGAGUUCCUUUCUGCGCUGAGCUACUAUGGAUACAACGUCCCAGAGGUCGACUAUGAGGAGUGGAAGACACAGCUUGAAGAGUUUGUGUCAGCUGGCUCCGUCGAAAAGGACCAGGAGCAGAGCGCGCUGAUGCCGCUGUUCCACAUGGCCACCUCGAAUCUGCCGUCGACGACGCGCGCCCCAGAGUUGGACGACAGAAAUGCCGUCGCCGUGCUCAAGGCUGACGCAGACCGCUGGACAGGCGUAGAUGACAGCGCAGGCGAGGGAAUUACCCGCGAAGAUAUCGGGCGGUAUCUGCGCUAUCUCGUCGAGAUCAAGUUCCUGGUGCCGCCGACAGGUCGAGGCCGGGAGCUACCACCCAUCGCCGCCGAUGUUGCGGAGGCCCAGGCGCAAUGGAGUGUGGGCGGUCGCGGCGGCGCGGCUUAA
This is a messenger RNA of Emericellopsis cladophorae, 3519 nucleotides long. Its product is annotated as L-2-aminoadipate reductase large subunit. The transcript has 7 exons. Bases 1 to 3519 code for a protein of 1172 amino acids. Gene Ontology annotation, molecular function: L-aminoadipate-semialdehyde dehydrogenase [NAD(P)+] activity. The record is from RefSeq and is a predicted model, not a curated record. NCBI's taxonomy places the organism in Eukaryota, Fungi, Ascomycota, Sordariomycetes, Hypocreales, Bionectriaceae. Gene Ontology annotation, biological process: L-lysine biosynthetic process.